AUGGAUAUACCAAGAAGAACGGAGAUUCCGCUUGAAAAAAUCAUUGUCCAAGGGCGAGUUUCAGAGAGGAGCAGUGUUAUGGAGCAAAGCACACAUACAAUGAAAAACAAGAUGGGGAAGGAAAAGGUUGUAGGAGUUGGAGAAAAGGGCGACGAAGGAGACGAGUAUGGUAAUCAACCAAAGAAGGACCACCAGCCAUGCCACGAAAACAACAUUUCUAAGCAGAAAGAUCUUUCAAAAGGUUUGGAAAGUUCUGGGAAAUAGAA
Molecule: messenger RNA, 266 nt
Organism: Strongylus vulgaris
Lineage: Eukaryota; Metazoa; Nematoda; Chromadorea; Rhabditida; Strongylidae
Source: the annotation of a GenBank genome assembly